This is a messenger RNA of Ipomoea nil (Japanese morning glory), 804 nucleotides long. RefSeq lists its product as uncharacterized. The transcript has a single exon. Bases 1 to 804 code for a protein of 267 amino acids. NCBI's taxonomy places the organism in Eukaryota, Viridiplantae, Streptophyta, Magnoliopsida, Solanales, Convolvulaceae. The record is from RefSeq and is a predicted model, not a curated record.
AUGGCUCCACCUCGUCAAUGCGCUCGUACGCCCAAGACACCAACCAACGAGCAACUGGCUCAGAAUUUGCAACAUCUGACGCAGAUCAUGCAGACCUUGAGUGAAGCUCUUAUGCACAAUAACCAUACUGCUCCACCGCCGCAGCCUGCCGGACAUCGGGAUGUGGGGCGUCUAGUCUCGGGACAUAGGCCACCCGUGUUCGCCGGAGAGGAGGAUCUAGUGAUACUGGAGGAGUGGAUCCGAAACCUCGACAAGAUCUUCUCAGUUGUAGGGUGCCCUGAGGAGCGUGGAGUGGAGCUGGCCUCUUUUUACUUCAGUCACGAGGCCGAUCUCUGGUGGGUGCAUGAGGGACCCGCAUGUCAAGAUCAGCCCGACUUCGACUGGACAGCUUUGAAGGACCGGAUGAGAGAGCGAUUUUACCCAUCGCAUGUCCGAGCUGCUAUGUACGAGGAGUUUCUACAUCUCCAGCAGGGCUCAUCUUCUGUGGUGGAGUACCACAAACGCUUCUUGGAGCUUGCCCGCUUUGCAAGGAUGCUAGUCCCCGCCGAGCUCGCGAAGGUUGAGAAGUUCGUGGCUGGGCUCAACUAUGAAGCCCGGAAGGCGUUGACCGUGAGCAAGCCGAGGACCUUGAAGGAGGCUUAUCUGAGCGUUGCCGAUCUUUACCGGGUACAACAGUUGCAGAGAGGGUCGUUUGAGCUCGCUAAGAAGAGGAAUGAAGGCGGUGGAUCCCACAGUUUCAAGAAACCGAGACAAGACUUCCGAGCAAGGAACGCACCUCCCCACCUCAAGGAUCAACCCGAGUAG